UGGGGUCGGGGGAUCCCGGCCCCGGAAGGGGCGCGAGCCCGAUCACACCGGCCUGCGGGGUGGCACUGCGCCCCCAGGGGGCCGGAGGGACCCGGCUGGGGAAGGGGCGCCGGCGCCGGCGGCGAGGCGGUGGGGGCAGUGCUAGGGCCGGCAAGUCCACGUGGCCCACUGCAGUGCCAGCCGGUCGCCCCUCCACCCCGCCCCAGGGCCGGGAGGGUGUCAGCGGAGAUGUCACGGGCGGCGAUUAUUCGCUGGUGCGCGCGGUCGUGCGGCCGCCACUGACGGGGCGGGCGGGGGGACCCGCCGCCUCUGGGGAGACCGCCCAGAGCUGCGCCGUCAGCUCCGCAGCCCGCGCUGGGCGCACACGCGUCGCCGCCCCGCGCGCCCCCCGCAGCAAAGUUCGGCUCAACUUUGCGGCGGGCCUUGAGGCUCUGUCUCUUCCACCUCCCACCAGGUCCUCGGCGGCCGCUCCGGGGCCCCGCGCGGCGGCGGGCGGCGACAGCGACAGCGGCGAGGGGACGCGGCGCGUCCACGUGGGGGCGUUAGCCCGCGCCCGCGAGUGGACGCCGACGGGGACCCGCGCUGCGCCGCGCGCCUCGGGGACACAGCGGGCGGCCCGAGCCUGGCGCUCGCCUCCUGGAAGCCGCGGGUCGGCGCUCGCCCCCCAGGGCGCCGGGACCUCCGCGCUCGAACAGAAACUGCUCUUCCAUUGAUUCGCCCGGACGGGCAGCGGCCGGUGCGCGUGUCCCGAGCGCGUGCGGAAGGCAGAGGGGCAGGAAGUCGGUCUUCUGCGGCGAGGGGGGCGGCACCGCGCAGGGGACGGAGCCUCCCUCACUUAUGUGUCUGCCGCCCUGCGCCGCCGACACCCGAAGACUUCAGGGAGCGUCUCGGAGCCGUGUUCCCCGCGUGUGAGGCACGGAGGGGCUGGAUGUCCAGCAACAUGAUUAUCCAUUAACUUCCGAACUUUUCUUUUUAACCCAAAGAAUAUCGGUGAUUUUUGUCCACUGCUAGCAGCAGAAGAGAGAACCCAGGGCUCUUGAAAUGCAGCAAAAUCCUUAUUUAUAAACAGGCCGAGGUCGUGAUAUGCACGGCCGCUCUGCUCGCUGAAUUUUCUAUCCUAUGGAUAUCGGUCUUGAGCUUUGAGAUUGCAGAGCGGUCCUGUCUGCACUGGGUCCCGCAGCCUCCAUCCUUUCAAUGCCCAGUUUUCUCUGGGACUGCUGGCCUUCUCUGGAGAUCAGAGCGGUACUGUGUGCCAUGGGCUGUAUUCAGAGCAUCGGGGGCAAAGGCAGAGUCUUCCGGGAAGGUAUCACGGUGAUGGACGUGAAGGCCUCCAUUGACCCCAUCCCCACCAGCAUCGACGAGUCCUCCAGCGUGGUGCUGCGCUACCGGACACCCCACUUCCGCGCCUCGGCUCAGGUGGUCUUGCCCCCGAUCCCCAAGAAGGAGACCUGGGUGGUCGGCUGGAUCCAGGCGUGCAGUCACAUGGAGUUCUACAACCAGUAUGGGGACCAGGGCAUGUCCAGCUGGGAGCUCCCCGACCUCCAGGAAGGCAAGAUUGAGGCCAUCAGCGACUCAGACGGGGUGAACUACCCCUGGUACGGCAACACCACGGAGACGUGCACCGUCAUGGGCCCCACCAAGAGAGACUCCAAGUUCAUCAUCAGUAUGAAUGACAACUUUUACCCCAGCGUCACGUGGGCCGUGCCCGUCAGCGAAAGCAACGUGGCCAGACUGACCAACAUCUACCGGAACCAGAGCUUCACCACGUGGCUGGUGGCCAGCAACACCACGACAAACGACAUGAUCGUUCUGCACACGCUGCACUGGCACAUGCAGCUUAGCAUCGAGGUGAACCCGACGCGGCCCCUGGGCCAGCGUGCCAGGCUGCGGGAGCCCGUCACCCAGGACCAGCCCAAAAUCCUGAGCAAGAACGAGCCGAUCCCGCCCAACGCCCUGGUCAAGCCCAACGCCAACGACGCUCAGGUCCUCAUGUGGCGGCCCAAGUACGGGCUGCCGCUGGUGGUGAUCCCGCCCAAGCACUGGUGACGGCCAGGGCGCCCCGCUAGGUUAGACUCAAAUAAUAAUUCUGCUCCAACAAAACCCACGCGGACUCUCAGUCAUUCAGCGAAACACAACCACUCUACCUGCUCCGGCGGGCGGCCCUCACUGUGCGAAUGCCCCCCGGGAGGGCCUCCCCGCCCCUCCGAGGACCCUGCUUCUUGGCGGGGAGGGGGAGACCCAGCCGGGACAGACCAGCCCCACGUGCGCCCUUCAGUGUCACCUUGGGUCUCCCUCCCUCUCCUUUCUCACAAUUUCAGCCAUUCUCUUGCAACAGA
Equus quagga is the source of this 2336-nucleotide messenger RNA. It is a transcript of the gene FAM78A, whose product is annotated as family with sequence similarity 78 member A. Bases 1195 to 2046 code for a protein of 283 amino acids. The record is from RefSeq and is a predicted model, not a curated record. The transcript has 2 exons. NCBI's taxonomy places the organism in Eukaryota, Metazoa, Chordata, Mammalia, Perissodactyla, Equidae.